AUGGCUGUUCCGCCAAGCUGCACGGUUCUUGUCAUCGGAGGAGGCCCCGCCGGUUCAUAUGCAGCAGCAGCUUUAGCUCGCGAGGGUAUCGAAACAGUGGUACUCGAGGCAGACAAAUUCCCCAGGUUAGUGACGACAGUGCUUUCAAGGAAGCCUGAUCUUGCAUUGAAUACCUCCUUUCGGCUCACUCCACUUGACACCGACUUUCUUGAGGCAGGCGGUCCUGAUGGAUACGCCUGGAACUUGAUCCGAUCCGAGUUCGAUGACCUACUUUUCAAGCACGCCGGCACCUGUGGCGCUCAAAUCUUUGCUGAAACCAAGGUGGACGCGAUUCAAUUUGGGCCUGUAGUCGAUGGAAUGAAACCCGACAGGAAUAAUGACGACUUAAACUUUGGCCAACCCGUGUCUGCCACAUGGGUGCGCCAAGAUGGCACUUCUGGAUCAAUUACCUACAAGUACCUUGUUGAUGCUAGCGGAAGGCAGGGUAUCUUGAGCACGAAAUAUUUGAAGAACCGCAAGUUCAACAAUAAUUUCAAGAAUGCCGCUAUAUGGGCGUAUUGGAAGAGUGACAAUGUGUAUGGUCCGGGGACACACAUGGAAGGUUCACCAUAUUUCGAGGCAUUAGACGGUGAGUUUUUUGACGACUGGAUUUCUUUACAUGCUUCUAAUGAACAAACAGACGCCAGCGGUUGGGCUUGGUUCAUGCCACUACACGAUGGCACUCGCUCCGUCGGCAUUGUCCUAGACCAGAAAAUGGCGACUGAAAAGAAGCAGGAACUAGGGUGUCCUUCAACCUUGGACUUCUACAAGCAGUGCCUUGAAAUGGCUCCCAGAAUAAGAGAACUUCUCUCAGAGGCAGAGCUUAUUCCUCACGUCAGAUCGGCCUCGGACUGGUCCUACACCGCGUCUACGUAUCACUUGCCGAAUGCGCGUGUCUGCGGAGAUGCCGGGAGCUUUAUUGACCCCUUAUUCUCCUCGGGCGUCCACCUCGCCAUAACAGGCGGUCUCUCGGCGGCAGCUACCAUUUCAGCCUCAAUCCGCGGCGACUGCAGUGAAGCAGCGGCGGGCUCGUGGCACUCCAAGAAGACAGUCGAGAGCUACACUCGAUUCUUCUUGGCCGUCAGCAGUGCUACGAAGCAAAUUCGCACACAACACGAGCCUAUAAUUCAGGACAUGGAUGAGGAAGGAUUCCAAAGGGCAUUUGAUCUUUUCAGACCCAGUAUGAAGUGCCCAAGUCUACCAUAUCCACCGGAUUCAGUCCUUGCAUUAACUGAAUUUUUUUUUUCCGUCUUAGUCAUUCAAGGUACUGUUGAUGCCGACACUGCCGGCAAAGUGUCCAAAUUCGAAAUCUCCAAAAUUCUCCAAUUUUGCUUCAAGGCUUUUGCUUAUGUUCCGCCGGAAAAAAAAGACGCACUAUUUGACAAGCUCAGGAACCUUGACUCUAAAGCUUUACAUAACGAUGCGAAAGAAUUUCAGACACUCGAUGGUAUAGAGAAGCAUCUUACGGCAGAUGAGUUGCAGAUACUAGAGACGCUACGUAGUAGGCGUAUGAUUCGUGAAGACCCCUUUGAGAUGGAUAGCUUCACGCUCGACACUAUCGACGGAAUGGCGCCUAACCUAGUGCGCGGUAGUCUAGGGCUUGUCGAUUCUGAGCAGGCCAAGAUUGAUACAGAUCACUUCUACUCGCAGAACUUUUUAGAUGGCAAUUAUCCUGGGAUUAGGGAGGGUAGUGUCCAUCUGCCUACUUCAAGAAUUCAGCUGGGAUAA
Molecule: messenger RNA, 1767 nt
Organism: Metarhizium acridum CQMa 102
Lineage: Eukaryota; Fungi; Ascomycota; Sordariomycetes; Hypocreales; Clavicipitaceae
Source: RefSeq, a predicted model, not a curated record